This is a messenger RNA of Solanum tuberosum (potato), 1271 nucleotides long. RefSeq names its product DCN1-like protein 2. The coding region runs from base 196 to 945 and encodes 249 amino acids. The transcript is spliced from 11 exons. Gene Ontology annotation, biological process: protein neddylation. Gene Ontology annotation, molecular function: ubiquitin-like protein binding; ubiquitin conjugating enzyme binding; cullin family protein binding. Lineage: Eukaryota; Viridiplantae; Streptophyta; Magnoliopsida; Solanales; Solanaceae. The record is from RefSeq and is a predicted model, not a curated record. Gene Ontology annotation, cellular component: ubiquitin ligase complex.
CGCGUCUAACUAUUAUUUCGCCUUUCUAUUGAAGAAUACCAUGCGCUCACCAAAAUUUAUGGGCUUUCUCCAAUUGUUGGAAAACUUUUGAACAUUUAGAGUCCCUAACUAUAACACAAAAAAGAAAAAGAAAAAAAAAGGAGAAAUUGCUGAAGGAGGAAUCGAAAAUCAUCGAAGGAACAAUUAAUCGUAAAAAUGCACAAGUUGGGAUCUUGGCGCAAGGGUACUGUUCGGAGUUUCAUGGCUCACACUGGCGCAAGUGAGAAAUCUGCUAUUCAGCAUCUGAAGAACAAUGAUUGGGAUUUUCAAUUAGCAGUGGAAGAAUACAGCCAGGAACAUGCUACGGAGAAAAACCGAUGUGAGGUGCUUUUCAAUAAAUACAAAGACCCGAAUGUUGACAUGAUUAUGGCUGAUGGUAUUAACAAUCUCUGCAAUGAUCUUCAGGUUGAUCCUCAGGAUAUAGUUAUGUUGGUACUUUCAUGGAAAUUGAAAGCUGCGUCCAUUUGUGAAUUCUCCAAGCAGGAGUUUAUUGGUGGAGUACAGUCUCUUGAAAUAGAUUCAAUGGAGAAAUUCAAGAAUAAAAUCCCAUUUUUGCGAUCUCAGCUGAAAGAUGAAGAUACUUUCAGUGAAAUUUACAACUUUACUUUUGAUUGGGCAAAGGAGAAGGGUCAGAAAACUUUGGCCUUGGAAACAGCACUUGCAUUGUGGCAGUUGGUGUUUGCAGAAUUGCAGUGGCCAUUGAUUGAUCAAUGGUGUGAGUUUAUCCAGGAACGGCAUAACAACGCUAUCUCACGUGAUGUUUGGUUACAGCUGCUGAAAUUUGCAAAGACCGUGGACGCGACAUUAUCAAACUAUGAUGCUGAAGGAGCUUGGCCUUGUCUUCUUGAUGAAUUUGUUGAAUACUUGAUCAAAAAUGAUACUUGUGAUAAAAAGUCAGAUGAGUGAUGGGAGACAGAAAUACCCAUGCUGUGCUGCAGUCACUUUCUAUAAUAUGAGGCAAAUAAAGGACCACUUAGAAUUGUAGAUGAGUUUUGCGAGCUGUUAAUAUCAUUGAUGAAUGAGUAAACGAUUUAUUCAGGUCCCGAGAAGUUAAAACACGUGGUCAUUGUGGACUCGUACAAAUAUAUUGAGUAGACUGUUGAUGUUGCAUAUUUUGCACCAAACUGUAUCUGCAAUACUGACAUUCAUCAGCAAUGUUGCAUAUAGCACAAGUCUGAUCUGUUGUGAUCUCCAUUAGUGACAAAAUAAAGAGCCACCUAUGAUUAUCUGGA